AGCAGAUACAGAUAGAGCGAGAGAAGAGAGAGAGAAAGUGGGGGACAACGUGAGUGUCUCCUAUCUCACAAGAGCUCAAACGGGAUCUUCUCAUAUCCUCUACAUGCGCAGAGAUUCAAGAACCAGACAAGUGAAAGCGCGUGUCCAAUACUCACGGAAAAAGAGAGCAAGCACGAACUGAGAUUGUUUUGUGACUUUUCUGCUUUUGCUGAACUGUUUGACGUAGGUACAGUAACCUGUGUGGAGAUUUCUCCAAUGCGAUUUUCUUUAAUUGCGAAAGCGUAAAUAUUGUCGGAUCUUCCGUUGUGGGUUAGAUCCAAGAGUUCGCCUAUAUGCUGGAGUCAGAUUUAGAUUCGCAUUAGUUUGUUAUUUGGCACUGGUUUGAUCGCGGUGUCAUAUCGGCUGUGGAUUGAUCACCUUCAGACUGUCAGCUGAUUUUCCAUCUGCAAACAGUGAAAGCAUCUUUUCAUUAGGACACGGCUGUGUUUCAUCCCACAGGAGAGAGGAAGGCGCGUGAUGAUGUUGAGGGUCUCGGAUGCUUUGGUCACUCUGGUGACUCUCUGUUGUGUGGUCGAAGGGACUGUCGGCGGAUACGGCAUGAGCAUGUUCGCCGCUCAGACCUCCCCACCGGAUCCUUGCUACGACGAGAACGGUCACCCCAGAAGAUGCAUCCCCGAUUUCGUCAACGCGGCGUUCGGGAAGGAAGUGCGCGCGUCCAGCACCUGCGGCAAAACACCGAGUCGAUACUGUGUGGUGACUGAGAAAGGGGAUGAAAGGCACAGAAACUGCCACACGUGCGACGCUUCGGAUCCAAAGAAAUAUCACCCACCUGCUUACCUAACCGACCUGAACAAUCCUCACAACCUCACCUGCUGGCAGUCGGACAAUUACAUCCAGUAUCCUCAAAACGUCACUUUAACAUUGUCCCUGGGCAAGAAAUUCGAGGUGACCUACGUGAGUUUGCAGUUCUGCUCACCGCGACCAGAGUCCAUGGCUAUCUUUAAAUCGAUGGACUACGGGAAGUCCUGGGUGCCUUUCCAGUACUACUCGACCCAGUGUAGAAAGAUGUUCAACAAGCCCAGCAAAGCCACGAUCACUAAGCAAAACGAGCAGGAGGCCAUCUGCACAGAUUCACACACCGACAUGCACCCUCUCUCCGGCGGGUUGAUCGCGUUCAGCACCCUGGACGGGCGACCCUCCGCGCACGACUUUGACAAUUCACCCGUACUUCAGGACUGGGUGACCGCCACAGACAUUAAGGUGACUUUCAGCCGACUGCACACUUUCGGAGACGAAAAUGAGGAUGACUCGGAGCUGGCCAGAGAUUCCUAUUUUUACGCCGUGUCAGACCUGCAAGUCGGAGGCAGAUGUAAGUGUAAUGGUCACGCGUCACGGUGCGUCAAAGACCGGGAUGGAAACCUGGUGUGCGAGUGCAAGCACAAUACAGCCGGACCAGAGUGUGACAGAUGCAAACCUUUUCACUAUGACCGACCCUGGCAGCGCGCAACCGUCAGAGAAGCCAACGAAUGUGUCGCAUGCAACUGUAACCUCCAUGCGAGGCGCUGUCGUUUCAACAUGGAGCUUUACAAACUCUCCGGGAGGAAAAGUGGAGGAGUCUGCCUGAACUGCCGCCACAAUACGGCAGGUCGCCACUGCCACUACUGCAAGGAGGGCUACUACAGAGACAUGUCUAAGCCCAUCUCUCACAGAAAGGCCUGCAAAGCCUGUGAUUGCCAUCCUGUGGGGGCCGCGGGCAAAACCUGUAACCAAACCACAGGCCAAUGCCCCUGUAAAGACGGUGUGACGGGUAUCACAUGCAACCGUUGUGCUAAAGGCUACCAGCAGAGCCGAUCUCCCAUUGCCCCCUGCAUAAAAAUUCCCAUUGCUCCACCGACCACCACUGCAAGCAGCACAGAGGAACCUUCAGACUGUGAAUCCUACUGCAAGGCUUCCAAAGGCAAGCUGAAGAUUAAUAUGAAGAAGUACUGCAAGAAAGAUUACGCUGUUCAGGUCCACAUCCUAAAGGCAGACAAAGCCGGCGAGUGGUGGAAGUUCACUGUCAACAUCAUCUCUGUCUACAAACAGGGAGAAAGCCGGAUCCGCAGGGGGGAUCAGUUUUUGUGGGUCAGAGCAAAGGAUGUGGCCUGCAAAUGCCCAAAGAUCAAGCAUGGCAAAAAGUACCUGCUGCUGGGCAAUGAUGAGGAUUCUCCUGGACAAAGCGGAGUGGUGGCAGACAAGGGCAGUCUGGUCAUUCAGUGGAAGGACACUUGGGCUCGGAGACUCCGGAAGUUUCAGCAGCGGGAGAAGAAAGGAAAAUGCAAGAAAGCAUAGUGAAAGGGCUGGACAGAGAAACACCAGACGAGUGGUGGAUGAAAAGAAGAGAAGAAAAAAAAGACGGACUAAACAUCGCUGCUUUGAAUAAAAGCAUGAAGAGAAUAUUAACUUUUUUUUUUUUUUUUUUUUUUAAAUAGGAACACGUGUGAAGGAGUUCACAAUGCAGUUUUCAUUUCCAUUGACCUGUUUGCCAAUUUUGCACCUGUGUUCAGCAUAAAGAAAAGUCUUUUAUGUUAAAUGGCUUUCAGUCUGGUUGAGAAUCAGAUUUAGCCAUAUUUAAUAUUCUAAAAAAUAUAUAUAUUUAAAGGAACAGUCCUUCAUCAUUACAAAAACAAAACAACUUCAUUCAUCAGUUUUGCAUUUAAAAAUGUAUAUGCUCUAACUUAUGCAUUAUACAUAAUGGCAUCUGAGAUGACAGCAUUUCAGAAAUAUCAAAAUUCAGAUUUUGGAAGGAAUUUUUUAUAUGACAGAUAUCAAAACUAAUUUGCUCUUCUUCUGCCAAAUUAAAAUAUUCUUUUUUUUCCAAGGUUUGAAAAGUAUUUAAAAAGUAUGACUUUGUAACAACCUCCAUGAAAAUCAAACAACUGUAUGCAUAUAUUGGUGUAUACUAUGUUUUAAAAAUAAUUAUUCAUUCAAUUAUUGUUGCAAUUUUCGUUGAGCUGUUUUUCAUUGAAUACAGAUGCAAACAAAAUGAAAAGGACAACAUAGAAAAGCUCAUGUACAGUGUGACAUUUAUAUUUCAAAUAACACAACUAAUCUUUGAAGACUGGUGCAGACUGUCCGAGCAGAUGCACCACAAAAGCAAAUCAAGCUUUCUGUUCAGUGUACAUGUUUCCGAUUCCCUUUUUACUGUCAGUGUCCCAGAGUUUGCUGAUUCAAAGGUAAAAAAAAAUAGAAAAGAAGCUUUAUACAUAUUUAAAGCAGUGCCCAUUCUCUUCAACAGACAUAAAUAUACUACAUUUGGUUGAUUUAAUUUUUAUUUUUUUAUUUAAGCCAUGUGUUGUGAAUCAUGCCACAACUUCUUUACAUCAAAUCUGUACACGUAAGUGGUGAAAACUGAUUUAGGAUCCAUAAAAAUGUAGUAGCAUGCUUGUACAAAUCCUAAAAUUAUUAGCAUGCAUUUACAAUUAUUUUUGAACUGGGAAUAAAACCACCAUGUAUAUUUUUGUAUAAGACAUGAUGAUUGAGGUAGAUGACUCUAAAUACAAACAGCAGUUCUUGCUCUAUUUGAUGCUCUGAUUCAAUUGUUUAUAGUCCAGACAUGGACGAUGACGUCCUUUUGUUAAAACUGAACUUCAGUGUGACGAGUCCACUCUAUAAACAGGCCUUUUCGUAAGUCCUGGAAGUGUUGGCAGAAUGGUUUGUAUAGUUCGUAUUUUUCCUUGUGUGUAAAACAGUAUUUAGAAGUGUACAAAUUACCUUUAACUAGAUUUUAGUUUAGUACUAGUAUUUAGCAUCUCUCCUUAAACAUUUCCAUGUCUGUUUAGCAUCUGUGAAUGUAGGAAUGCAUGUACAGUAAUGUUUUAAUACAAUAGAGAAUUCUCUUCACUGUGAGAAACGCUGCUCAUACACACACACACACACACACACUUAUUUUGUUACUAAUGAGACGGACGUUCUCUAAAGUACAGCUUUUCCACUGAUCUUUGAGGGUCAUUUAACAUUUGCUUGUGUGGUCAGUCCUUCACAGAUCAUUAAGAAAAUAAACUGCAAGAACUGAUCAUUUCAACAUCAGAUACCAAAAAAAAAAAGAAAAAAAAAAAAAGUCAGAUCUGAUGAACGGUUUACGUGUGCAGUAAUUAUCAUCUUUACUCAAUGAUUAUUUCUUGUAAAUGUACCCAAUGUAUGACAUCUAGAUAUUUAUACAUAUGCUGUAUUUACCGGUUACAGACAAUAUUCGUAACAGCACAUGUAAAUGUAUUUUGUUUGGCACUCAGUAUCUUAGUGCACACUCAUUUUUAUUUUUAGUAUUCCAGCGAUGUAAAUUUAUGUUCAGUUUUGACUUUUCGCAGCAGUGGAAAGAUGGCUCCUGUAUUUGACAUUACCAGCAGACCUUACAUACAUUGCUUCUUGUUCAUAUUAUGAAUUGUAAAUUUAGCUGUGGCAAAUACAAGAUGUCUGCAAUAUUGUUUUACAGUGCAUACUAAUAUAUUAUGGUUAUUAUAAGAAAAUAUUUAAUGACACAAGACAUUGUGGAUUUUUUAUGUCUUUCUUUUUCUUUUUUCUUUUUUACAGUUUGUGGUUGUUUAGAUGGUUGUGAUUAAAGUCCAGAGGGGAAGAUAACUACUGAACACCAACCUGGUAGAACUACAUUCAGCAUUCAUUUGGAAUAAAACCUCAAAAUAUUA
This is a messenger RNA of Carassius carassius (crucian carp), 4682 nucleotides long. RefSeq names its product netrin 1a (gene ntn1a). The record is from RefSeq and is a predicted model, not a curated record. The transcript has 6 exons. Lineage: Eukaryota; Metazoa; Chordata; Actinopteri; Cypriniformes; Cyprinidae. The coding region runs from base 517 to 2331 and encodes 604 amino acids. Gene Ontology annotation, molecular function: protein binding.